Molecule: messenger RNA, 699 nt
Organism: Penicillium maclennaniae
Lineage: Eukaryota; Fungi; Ascomycota; Eurotiomycetes; Eurotiales; Aspergillaceae
Product: sugar O-acetyltransferase
Exons: 3
Coding region: 1-699 (232 amino acids)
Molecular function (GO): acetyltransferase activity
Source: RefSeq, a predicted model, not a curated record
AUGGCAUCCACCGAGAAAAGACCUGACCUCAUCGCCAUUGCGCGCGACCUGCCCGGCGUGCCGAUGUGCGAUGAUUACGAGAAAAUGAUCUCUGGCAUGUUGUACAACCCCCUCCUUCCCCGCCUCGUCGAGGGCCGGCACCGGUGUCGCAUCUUGACAAGCGACUACAACCGCCUCGACCCACGUACAGUAUCAUUCGAUAAAAUCGCUGAGGCCCGUUUCGAUCUUCUGCAGAAGCUGGUCGGCCGUGUCGGUGAGGGCACUUUCGUCGAGCCGCCUUUUCGCCCGGAUUAUGGGUGCAAUGUCGUCAUUGGGCGGGAUUGUUUCUUGAAUUGGAAUUGUACCAUUCUUGAUACUUCCCUGGUGAUCAUCGGUGAUCGUGUCCAGAUGGGCCCUAAUGUCGGUAUCUUCACUGCGGGCCAUGAGACGAGCGUCCUAUCCCGGCGCAAAUUCGUUGAAUUUGGACAUGCUGUGAAGAUUGGCGACGACUGCUGGAUUGGUGGUAAUGUAGUCAUUCUGCCUGGAGUCACUAUUGGCGAGGGCUGUACUAUUGGGGCCGGUUCGGUGGUUACCAAGGACAUUCCCCCAUUUUCCGUGGCCGUGGGAAAUCCAUGCAAAGUGCGCAAAACGAUUCAGUCUGCAGAGGAAGAAGAAAAUGAUCCGGAGAAUCCCUACAGGAAUAUGGUCAGGGAGCUGUGA